This is a messenger RNA of Dioscorea cayenensis subsp. rotundata (Guinea yam), 852 nucleotides long. RefSeq names its product heavy metal-associated isoprenylated plant protein 6-like. The transcript is spliced from 3 exons. Gene Ontology annotation, molecular function: metal ion binding. Bases 27 to 725 code for a protein of 232 amino acids. The record is from RefSeq and is a predicted model, not a curated record. Lineage: Eukaryota; Viridiplantae; Streptophyta; Magnoliopsida; Dioscoreales; Dioscoreaceae.
CCCUUCAGAUUUCAGAAGAAACAAUUAUGGUUCCGGAAGUACUAGAGAAAGCUAGAGUGAUGGAGUUACAAGUCCGUAUGGACUGUAAUGGUUGUGUUCAGAAAAUCAAGAAGGCGAUGCACAACAUUGAUGGUGUGUAUGAUGUAUAUAUUGAUUUUCCACAGCAGAAGUUGACAGUGGUGGGAAGAGCAGACCCUGAGAAAAUACUAAAAGCAAUCAAGAAAACAAGAAAGAUAGCCACAAUUUGCUCCCACACUGAACCACCUGCAGAACCAGCACCACCAAACCCAGAGAAUGAACCAGCUCCGGCCGAACCUGCUCCACCUCCGGCAGAGCCAGAGCCUCCGAAAGAAGCUCCUCCGGCAGCACCGGCCGAAGAGAAGAAAGAAGAAGUUAAACCUUCAGCAGAAGCUGAAGCAACCUCAGCUGAACCUAAAGAUGUAGAAGAGGUUCAUAUGGUGCAUUAUUAUCCACAGAAUGGUCCAUACUAUGUGAGUCAUGGAUACAACAGUACUUAUAGAGCACCAGUUUAUGUAUCAGGGUAUGGAUUUGGAAGACCAGUGGGAAGAGAUUUCAUCAGAGUAAUGAGUGGAAGUGAAGCUUAUGCUGCUGCUGCUGCUGAUGAUCAUUAUUAUUAUGCUAGGAAUUACCACAGUGGUGAUCAUGGAAACAAUAUUACUUCUGUUUUCAGUGAUGAGAAUCCUAAUGCUUGUGCAAUAGUUUAAUUAGGCAAGAGAUUAAUUAUUAAUUAAGGUGUAAGAAUGGUAAAAGGAAGUUGUGAUGCAUGGUGAAGUGUUGUAGAUUUAUGAGAGUGGUGAUAUAUAUAUAUAUAUAUAUAUAUAUGGUUUUGUG